Molecule: messenger RNA, 2963 nt
Organism: Penaeus vannamei (Pacific white shrimp)
Lineage: Eukaryota; Metazoa; Arthropoda; Malacostraca; Decapoda; Penaeidae
Source: RefSeq, a predicted model, not a curated record
CAUACUGUAUUGAAGAUAUGACAUCAUCUGGCAGCCAGCAUCGGGUGCCAUACGUGGUGGCACCUCCCCCAGACGCCGACCAGCUGCCUUCUCUCUCGCAGAUGCCCAGCCAGGUGCCAUCGCAGAUGUGGACAGAUGGCAUAUCAAGUUGGUGUCACAACAGACAGAUUGUGACUGCAAGUACAAGCGGACAGAUGGCUACUUCCGGUCAGCCAAGGUCGUGGGAAGGUCAUUUUCACUUAACGCAAGGUCAAGAACACGCGUUUCAAGAGGAAAGUGUGUACUGCGACCAGACACAGAGUUACCCUGUGAACGCUCCUUCGUCAGGUUCAGGAGCCACAGGAUCUCAAGGCUUCCUUCGCCCUGUCUCGCUAAUACCGGAGCAGUAUCGAAGCUUGUUCUCCCAGUUCCCAUACUUUAAUAUCGUUCAGUCAACUGUCUUCGAUGAUGUCUUUUACACGGAUCGCUCGCUGGUUGUGUCGGCUCCUACUGGCUCGGGGAAAACCGUGGUGAUGGAGCUGGCCCUCGUGCGCCUCCUGAUGGCCAAGGCGACGGAGGACGACACGGACGACGCUCCCAUGCCUCCCAGAGUCGUGUACAUGGCACCCAUGAAGGCCCUGGUGACAGAGCGGUACAUCGACUGGCAAGCGCGUCUGCGGGACCUGGGCGUUAUUUGUGCAGAGAUCACGGGCGACACAGAUCACGAUGAUAUUGCUGUUAUUGCGAAAUCACAGGUAAUUCUUACAACUCCGGAAAAAUGGGAUUCGCUCACUCGUCGCUGGAGGAACCACGUCUCUCUCAUGGAAGCCGUUUCGCUCUUGCUCAUAGACGAGGUACACGUGUUGGGCGACCAAACCCGAGGGCCUACCAUGGAAGCGGUUGUGUCGCGGAUGAAAACCAUACGCACGACAAGGCCUUCCACUUCGCCCCAGAGACCUCCACUUAGGUUUGUUGCGGUUUCGGCAACGAUUCCUAAUGCCGAAGAUUUAGCGGUUUGGCUGUCGGAUGGACAGAGCCCUGCUGUGACACACAAGUUAGAGGAGUCGUUACGACCAGUGAAGCUCCGUCGGGUCGUUCUCGGGUACGACUGCCCUGAUUCCUGGAGUGAGUUUCGGUUCGACUUGUCCCUCACGUACUCUCUGGCCACGGUCAUUGCUACUUACAGUGAGAAUAAACCGUCUCUGGUGUUUGCCUCAACGCGGAAGGGGGCGCAGAUGGCCGCUUCAACACUGAGCAAGGAAGCCCGUCUUGUGAGGAACUCCAACCAUAAACAACUCCUUACUUCCGUCGGCAAUCUCCUUCGGGAUAACAAACUCAGAGAAUGCUUGCUCGCCGGGGUUGCUUACCAUCACGCCGGACUAGACAUGGCUGACCGUCGCCAGGUGGAAGAACUCUUCACGUCCGGCCAUUUGCCCGUUCUUGUGUCCACAAGCACUCUCGCCAUGGGCGUGAAUCUCCCGGCGCACCUCGUGGUAGUGAAGUCCACCUCGCAGUACAACGGGAGCGCGGGCGGCCAUGAAGAAUACUCCACCGGCCAGAUCCUACAGAUGAUCGGGCGUGCGGGCCGUCCUCAGUUCGAUAGACACGCGACAGCUGUUAUUAUGACCAAGAGACAACUUAAGGUCAAGUACGAGAAUUUGGUGAACGGAAAGGACGUCCUCGAGUCACAUCUUCACCAACAUCUUGUUGAACAUCUCAACGCCGAGAUCGUUUUGGGGACCGUGACGGAUUUAGGAGUAGCAGUAGAAUGGCUACGCACAACCUUCUUGUACGUAAGGGUACAGCGGAACCCUCGGCACUACGGUCUUCAGGCUAGCCUCCAGCCCAACCAACUGGAGGCUAAGUUGCAAGAGUUGUGCACUCGCGAGGUAAACGCCCUCUCUCGCGCCGGCAUGAUUUCCCAGAACGAGGUGGAGUUGCAGCCCCUGACUCCCGGUCGUCUUAUGGCUCGCUAUUGCGUCUCCUUCGCUACCAUGGAGGCUUUCACACGGCUGCGCGGAGACGAAAGCCUGAAGGAGUUGGUUGAGAUCAUUUCUAGUACUCGAGAAUUCUGGGAUGUUAAGUUAAGGACGUCAGAGAAGAGAGUUCUGAACAGUAUUAACAAGACGCAAGGCAUCGGUCUUCGUUUCCCUAUCAAGGGGAGAAUCAUGAAAAGAGAACAAAAGAUAAACUGCUUGAUUCAAGCAGUGUUGGGUAGCCAGCUAAUCCCGGAACCAAGUCUGACUCAGGACGCUAACAAGAUCUUCAGAACGGGACAGAGAAGCACGAAGUGCCUGGCAGAGUACGGCGCCACCCGCAGCGAGUACGAGCUGCAGCUGAACACGGCCCUCCUGGCGAAGUGCUUCCGCUGCCGCCUGUGGGAGAACAGCCGUCACGUGACCCGCCAGCUGGAGAACAUUGGCCCCUCCUUCAGCGCCGCCUUCGUGAACGCCAAGAUCACCUCCUUCAGCGCUCUCGAGGCGCUGUCGCCCAGGGAUGUGGAACUCAUCCUCAACAGGCAGCCUCCCUUCGGCAACAAGAUACGCGAUCAGGCGGUCAAGUUGCCACGCUACGAGCUAACUCUUCAACAAACCAAUGAGGUAGCGCCGCGAACAAGCGAAGUGCGUGUCACAGUCGACCUGGUGAACAAAGACGACCUGAUUUCCGGCGCCACGACUCCCCGCCACCACUCGUGUCGUCUCGUCAUCGGGGACCUUGGCAACUGUGUCGUCUUCCAUCAGAGGAUCACGGAUGCUGCUCUUCUGGUCUCGGGAUCCGUCACGCGCUCGUUCGCAGCGUCCAGGUCGCACGCGGGGGAUGAACUCGCCAUCAAUCUCAUCUCGGAGACUUGGGCUGGCUUGGACGUACAGAGCUGCUACACCCCCCGAUACCUGGGUCCUCCACCUACUCCACCUCUUCCACUCCCGUCCCCCUCCAUUCCUGAGCCAGAAGAUGGUCAGACUCCACACGCUUAUUUGAUCUAA